Molecule: messenger RNA, 1815 nt
Organism: Nymphalis io (European peacock)
Lineage: Eukaryota; Metazoa; Arthropoda; Insecta; Lepidoptera; Nymphalidae
Product: zinc finger CCCH-type with G patch domain-containing protein
Exons: 10
Coding region: 113-1750 (545 amino acids)
Biological process (GO): negative regulation of DNA-templated transcription; regulation of transcription by RNA polymerase II
Cellular component (GO): nucleus
Molecular function (GO): metal ion binding; RNA polymerase II cis-regulatory region sequence-specific DNA binding; DNA-binding transcription factor activity, RNA polymerase II-specific
Source: RefSeq, a predicted model, not a curated record
AGUAAAAUUUAUUGAUAAUUCAUUUUAAAAUAAGCUUACAAAACUUUUUUCAGUGUCAACAUUCCCGUAUUUCUUAUAAAAUCGUAAUUUUAUACAAUUAAAUAUUAAAAAUAUGGAAGAUUUGGCAUUAUCUAUAAGUCAAUAUGAAGAUCAGCUCAGUGUGGUUAAACAAGCACUUCAGGCGACUCAAGAGGCCAGUGAACGUGAAUCCUUACUGGCUUUGCAAUCAGAACUUCAAGAACUUAUUAACCUUACACGAGAAAGUUUAGAUGUACAAAAUAAUAGAGAGGAUGACACAAAACCUGGAAAAAAUAGUAGUGAUGGACUCGAUGAUGAAUAUGCUUUAUUUAUGAAAGAAAUGGCUGAAACUGGAGCAUGUGAGGAGAAUAAAGAUUCAGGGGAUAAACAUGAAGACAGUGGUCAAAAUGAAAGUGGUGACAGUAAUAGUGAUAUAGAGGAUGAGUUGUCUUCUCUUCUUGGAAUGAAAUGUGCUGUUUACCACACACAUACUUGGGGCGGGAAACCCAGUCUGCAUAAUGCAAUGGUGAGCUCUGUAGUUCCUCGGCAAGAUGAUGAUCAAUUUAAUGAUCUCCAGGUGAAAGUAUUAUUCACACACCCCACACAUGCAGAAAUGUUGCCGUGUCCUUUCUACUUAAAUGGUGAUUGCAAAUUCAGUGAUGAUCAAUGUAGAUAUUCCCAUGGUGCUAUAGUAAAAUUGUCAGAUUUGAACGAAGCAAUAGAACCUAAUUAUAACAGUAUUAAAAUAGGUAGCAGAAUUCUGCUAAAGUUGAAACCACCAGAUGAUGAGGAUAUGAGUACUGCAAAAAAAACAACAGAGAAAUACCAUCUAUGGCAUAUAGCGAUAGUCAAAGGCGUAGACGUAGAGAAACAGUCUUGUGUAGUGAAAUUGGAACAUGGUGUAAAAACAGGGGAGAAGCGAAAAGCAGUAUCGGACGAGCAUCAUGUAAUGUUUGAAGACAUAUUUCCCUUUAGUAUUGAUGGUGAUGAAGACACAGAUUCAGAUGAUAGUUUGAGUGAUACAGAGUAUCCGGAGAGCAAGACAAUGCGAGCAGAUUGUGAUAAUAAAGCUUUAAUAAUAGAAAAGAGCUUACAGAACAAUGCACCCGCAAUGGGUGGUUGGGAACGACAUACUAGAGGCAUGGGGUCUAAGAUUAUGUUAUCGAUGGGCUAUGUUCCGGGCACCGGUCUAGGAGCUGCCAGUGAUGGCCGCUUGCAGCCUGUGGAAGCUCGAUCUGUCCAGCCCGGCCGAAGUCUCGACCAUUGUAUGGAAUUGUCUGAGAAAAAUGCUGGAAAAGACCCAUUAAAGGUUGAGCAAAAAUUGAAAAGGCUACAAAAGAGAGAAGAGGAACGCAAUAAGCGAGCUUAUGAGAGAGAAAAAGAAAGAGAGAAAAGAAAUGUUUUUAAUUUUCUUAACAAUACUCUGGGAGAUAAACCAGAGAAGACAGAACAGUUAAUAACAGCAACUUCCGUUGAAAUCAAACAAUCUACAAGUAAAGAUUUAAACAUAGAAAAGUUUAAGUUGGAAGAAGAUUGUAGGAAGAUAGAAAACGAAAUAAUAAAGUUACAAAGUACUUUACCCAAAUAUCCUCAAGGCACUGGCGGCCACAGAAGUAUAAGUAUACAAAUAGCGGAAAAAAACAAAGAGUUAAAUCUGCUUCGGAACAAAGAAAAACAAAUUGUAAAAGAACAGAAACAAAGAAAGGACACGCAAAAAAUGACUGUGUUUUAACAGUUAAGUAUUUACCAUAAAUAUAUAUUGUAAAUUUCUUUAGUAUUAAAUAUAUUUAAAUUGUU